AUGGAAUUCUUAACCACCUUCUGGAGGGAGGAGAAGUUUCCUCCAUAUCAGGAGUUUUACAAGAUUAUUCUUGUUCUUCCUCAUUCACAGUUGGAGAACUACCUUCAAAGAACUCAGGAGACAGCUUCUCUCAGGCAUUCUGCAAAUAUAAUGAUCAUCAUGCAUUUGUCAUUGGACCAAGGAUCUCCAAUGAGGAGAAGGGUUUACAGAUUGCUUGAGGUUUGCAAGUGCUGUCUGAAAGUGGAUGACAUUCAGUUCCUCACAUCUUGGAUCCUGAAGAAAUCAUUCUUGAAGAAUCAUGAGGAUGGAGUCAUGGAUGACCAGCUAUUUGUUGAUAAUAUUCCUGGAAAGCUCUCAGAUCUCCUCAUACUUGUUGAUCAGGAGGAAAUCAAUGAGACUAAGUUUUUUCACACACUCUGGGAGAGAAAUGAAUCAGUACUUGCAGAGGGGCUGCAACAACUUACUAAAUCAAUGAGACAUGGAGAUAUGGGGAAUGAGAUGAUAUUGAAUAGAGUUCAGGCACUAUUGAGAAUGAUUCAUCAGCUGGUGCAGAGAGGCUUUUCCCCAACUGAGAGCAAAGAUGAUGUUCCCAAAAACAUCAAUGAAUCGCUUUGGUCUCUUCUGGAGAUAUCUCACAUGCCAUAUGAUCUCAUGGUGAAUGCAUCCCUUGCUCUCACUGUCAUCCUCUCUUUGAAUGGCAUCUCCAUAUCAGAUAUUGUGGAUUCUUGGAAUAAUUGGCAUGGAAAAUUGGAUGGUCAUUUAUCGAGGUUGAGCUUGUCUGCUGUAAUGGCAUUCCUCUUUGCUGUGAUCAGUUCCUUCCAUCAUUUCCCAACCACUGAUUCCUCCAUUCUUCAAGGAUCUCUCAGAGUUAUUGUCCAUCUUCAUGCCAAAGUGGAGGAGACCAGCAAUGUGGAAUCUCUUGCAUUCUAUCGACUGCUGAACCAGUGGUGCAGUGCUUUGCUGGCAUCUGAUGCAUUCCCUGUGACAGAAAGAGAAGUGAGAGAUGUCUUGCUUAUUGUCUGGUCUGGGCUAGACCACUACAUGGCCACAGUGAGGCAUACCACAUUGGAAGCUUUCUCAUCUCUCCUCAAGGCCAUCUCAAAGUCAUGUCACUCAGAAGAUGCUGACCUGAUGCAGAGAGUGAUCCUGAAAGAAGUAGAAGGUAUGAGCAAGGGAAGGAAGGUACGUUAUCGAGCUCUGGACCCCAUUGUGCGAGUAUUUGGCUUCAGGAAGAUACUGGAGCAGUGGCCUGAGCUCCCAUCUGUGUUGGUUGGCCUUCUCCUGGAUGAUCCUAUGCUGGGCCCUGUGGCUGUGGGGGUCUACAAAGAACUCUAUCAACAGGGAUCCUCUUCAUGCAAAGAGGCUCUUCUGAUACCCAUCUUUGAGGUGCUGAAAGACACAGGAGGGAAAAGAAGAAUAUCAGAACACAUUGAUGUUCUUUUGAAGGCCUUGACUGCCAUCGAUCCUGGUAUCUUGGAUCACUUCCAUGGGAGAGACCUAGUUGCGGAUGGAUACCUCCGAGCUGUCUUAUGUUGCACAUCAGAGAGUGUAAUCAUCAGUCCCUCCAAUUUGGAAGCAGCUUUUGAAUCUUCUGACUGUCAGAUUCAGCUUUUGGCCUUGUCUGCUCUUGCAUCAAAUCGCAAGUUGUCAUUGCCAUUGACUGCCAAAGAGCUGGAUUCUGUUGUGAUGUUUCUUCAGAAGAACAUGGCUCAUCAUUCACCAGCCUUCCACCAGCAGGUUACGGCUCAUAUCAAGAAGGUCUUGCUGAGGCUUUCAUGCAGUUGGGACUCCAGUGAGCCGAAGGUGUAUGAUGAGUUUCUUCAGUCACUCUAUGGGCUGUGUUUAGAAUUUUUAUUCCCCUGUGGAAACUUCCCUCAUCGCAUCAUGGCCCUGGAAAUCCUCCAUCUUAUCCAUGAGCACUUGAGAGACCAUAUUUCCUUUGCUACCAGUGCUUCAACAUCUUGGUAUGGCUUCAUAGCGUUCCUCUGUUUGAGGGACACCUAUGAAGAGAAUAAAAUUAUUGCAUCUUCUCUUCUGAUGGAUUACCCACCGACAUCAUUACCUCUUCUCUGCACAGAGGGUCACUGGCAGAGAUUGGUAGGAGUUGGAAGAACCAUGGCUGGAAGUCCACGUCCUCCUGACUCACAAACUGCAGCAUUUCUCCUUUCUUUCCUGGUCAAGAAAGCUGCUGCAAAUCCAAGCUUUUAUUUCCAGUCUGAAUCUAUGUGUGAUGUGAGAUCCUGGCUUAUAGAUGAGCUUGUGAAGGACUUGGAGAAGCAGAUCAAUGUUGCCCAAGAAAACCUCUUGGCUGCAGCUGCAUCUGGUCCAAUGUAUGGAACUCUACUUUGCCUGCAUCGUCUCAUGCUUGAUGUCUUGACUGAACAGGAACCAACAUAUUUGAAAAAUCAAGAUGUGGGGAGGAGAAGAAUUUCUCAGAUGGUGAAGUUAUGUUUUGAUGCAACAGACAUUGUCAUGCCUGUUGUGGCAAACAGUUCUCCAGAAGGACAUCUUCCAAUGGAUUCUUCCCUGCCCAGUGAGAUGGAGGGGCCACUUUCAGGGGCAGUAUCACAGUCCAUUAGAGCUAAAGGAGGUCUGAUGGUGGAGAUCCCCAGUGAUGGGGAUGGGGCUUCAAAGGCUGUGGCAGUGACAUCCCAGAUGCUUCUUCUCUGUGGCUGGCGAACUGUGAAGGAGGCAGCAUUGCUCCUUGGAUCUCUCUCCUCCCUCCUCCCCUCAGAUGCCCUUCUCAAUGUAGGACACAGGCUGGCUCAUUGGCUCUCUGUCAUCAAGCACCGAGGUGCUUUUGAGCAGACUUAUGCUGGCUUUCUUUGUGUAUCCACUCAUUUGUGGAGGGAAGAAGACAAAGAGUCAGGAAGGCUGAUACCUGAUCUUUGGCUGGAAGAUGCCAUAGAAAACUUGUCAACAGGUGCCAAGGAGGAGGGAAGUGCAACUCGUCGGAGUGCUGGCUUCCCCUUCUUUAUGCAGGCAAUGUUGGUAACAGAGCCAAAGGUGAGAAACCAUGAGAGUUUCCGCAGGACAAUGAAGCUCCUAAUUGGUAUGGCCCAAGCAGGUGACAGCAGCAGCCCUGAGAAAAGGAUCCAUGCAUUCAACAUCCUCAGAGCUCUGUAUCGAGAUUCCCGCCUCUCUGAACUCGUUCUCCCUUAUGUUGAUGGAGGCAUCAAAGCCUCCAUUGCUGGAUUCAAGAGCCAAGUUUGGGGAGAGAGAAACUCAGCAAGUCUUUUGUUGAGUGCCUUGAUCCAGCGCACAUUUGGUGUGAAACGAGGUCGUAUAGAGGGGUCAGAGAAGAACAGGAUGACGGGACAGACGUUCUUUACCCGCUUCCCUGAACUGAAGCCCUUUCUUCUGAACGAGUUGGCAUUGGCAGUUUCCAGUCCUCCUCCCACUGUCCACCUUCAUCCACUUCUCCUCAUCCUCUCCCGCCUUCAUCCCUCUGCCCUCAAUUCGUCUCACCCUCAAGAAAGUUUGGAGAUGUUUGAACCCCUAUUGAUAGAGUGUGGAGGGAAUUGCAUAGAAAAGAUUCGAGUGUUGGCUGGGAGAGCCCUGGAUGCCAUUCUCACCCCUCCAAGGAGGCCUCAUGUUUUACUUUCUAUUCUCCAUGCCCUCAAAGAAUGUCAAAACUCUACAUCAAACAAAAUUCAUGGACUCCUCCUAAUGGCAAGGCAAAUCCUGCUGAGCAUGAUCAAGGAAGAAUUUCCACAUCUGCCAGAUCUGGAGGAACAUUUGGUCAACCUUGCCAAUCUGGCUUCAGGAGAUAAUCCUUGCCAUUUGAUCUCUGCUACAGCAUUGGACAUUUUGUGUCUCUUCUCCCUGAUGGGAAACUCAGUUGCAACUAAUUGCAAUCUGCGAAUGGUGACAUCGUCUCUCCUUGCUGAUUCUAAUGAACCAGGCUUUGUAUCCUUCCAAGUGUCUCUCCUCAAUCAUCAUCUCCUUCAAAAAACGUCUGCAUCCAUGGAAUUAUUGAACGAACUCGUGAAAUGCCCUAAUCCUGAUGUCAUUGUGUCUCUGUGUGACUUCUUCUUGAAAACAGACUCAAAAGAGGACUGGCAAUUGACAGUGACUGCUGGGAGCAUCUUGCAGGAGGAGCACAUCUUGAGGCUCAUUUGUUCUCAAGAGUGCACAUUUGUCACCGAUAAAGACAACCUAAUGGACACCUUGACUCAUAUGCUCUCAUUCUCUGAUCACCUAUAUGCUCGAGAAGCAAUUCUGCUUGCAAUUUGUCACAUCUUGGAACAAGAUUCUGAUCUUUGUGUGUCAGAGACUCUUUUGUCCCUUGCAACAACAAUCUCAAUGAUAUUAGAAGAUGAAAACCGGGAAGAAGCCUGUGUUGCUGCUUACAGGGCUCUAACAGCCACCAUGUUUGCUCUGUCCCAUCAUGCUUCUUGUGAACUCUGGGACCAUUUCUUCGAUUUGACACUUAGAUUGGCUGAGCCAGAGCGAUUCAAUGGCGUUCGCCUACGAGUUGCAUAUGCUCUUCAUAUGAUUGCCAUUCACAGACUGGACCUGGUCAAAGCAGAGAUUCGCUGGUGGCGAACUGCUUUCCUCCUGCAUCGAGAUGACGAAGAGAUGAUACGGGAAAAGGUAGAGGAAGUACGAGGUCAGCUGCUUCAUUCCUCAAGAGCCUCACCUGGCUCACAUUCAUGGCCUGCUCUCUUCAUUCAAAUAUGUGAAAGAAAACCUGAGUCAGUGGCCUUCUUGGUCCAGAACAUCCUUUGGGAUGCCUCUUCUGCUGUUUCUUUUGAACUGGAUGAGGAGCAAGACUGCAUGUUUGAUAAGGGAGAAAUGAGUACCUAUGCAGAAGAGUUGCCAUGGGUUCGAGCAUGCUCUGCAGCCUUGCAGGAGCUCAUAGCAAGAGAGAAGAUCAUGGUUGAUGGGGUGCAAAUUGAUGAAGACAUUUUCCCAUUGUGGCUCUCUGGGUCUUCUUCAGAAAGGACCCAAUCUGUCUGUGAUAUUCAGCAUCUACUCACCUCUUAUGUCAGCUCAAAGUGCAAGGAUCUCCUGGAACAUCUCCCUGAAAUGCCCUUUCUCAGGCAUCUUGAAUUCAAUGUGUCAUUAAUACGGGUUUACAUUUCUUUAAGUUAUCCUGAGAGUCAUGCAUCCUCCACAUCACCUCAUCCUCUUUUAUGCUCAUUGGAAAGUAAUAUGUACGAGAAAAUACUGAUCACAUCUCCAGGACCUGAUUGUGCUUAA
Molecule: messenger RNA, 5205 nt
Organism: Darwinula stevensoni
Lineage: Eukaryota; Metazoa; Arthropoda; Ostracoda; Podocopida; Darwinulidae
Source: the annotation of a GenBank genome assembly